Molecule: messenger RNA, 789 nt
Organism: Nymphaea colorata (pocket water lily)
Lineage: Eukaryota; Viridiplantae; Streptophyta; Magnoliopsida; Nymphaeales; Nymphaeaceae
Exons: 7
Coding region: 84-710 (208 amino acids)
Source: RefSeq, a predicted model, not a curated record
GCUUGCCUGACAAAUGUAAAGGAAAAGAAGGGAAAAUACUCGAUCUCCCUCUCUAAACAAGCGGCCCGCCCCAGCCUCAGGAAAUGUCGAUUCAAGGCCAUAUCCUGGAGGUGAGAGUUGAAUUUGGUGUCAAUUUCAAGCAGAGCGGAGCAUACGUAUGCAUUAUCUACAACAAUGAAGUAUAUCAGACCUCCAUAGCUAAAGAUGGAGGUACCAGCCCGAGGUUUCACGAGAACAUCAGAAUUCCUCUUGUGGAUGGCCUCCGGGAAUUAUCAAUUGUGGUUCGCAGAAGAGGUUACUUUGCUGAAGAGGUCAUUGCAACGGGAAAGGUUCAACUAGAUGAGGUGCUAAGAGAAGGCAAGGAUCACUCACUUUGGCCCCUACAGUAUCAGUGCAGACGAACCGGUGCCACUAGAUCAGGAGGUCAGAUAAAGCUGGCAAUGGAAUACGAAAGGCCCAGAGUAACUGCAACUCCAUGCCCUCAAGCGCCAGCAGCAGGAUCAGGCUUCCAUCCUCAUGGCCGACCUGAUUUUUAUCCGUCAACGGAGUUUCCUCCACCAACUCCUCCUCCAAGAUAUGUACACCCAUCAUUUCACAGUCAUCCUGAUUACCAUUAUUCAUAUCAUGCACCACCUAGCCCGCAGCCUCCCUCAGCCCCUGGUUCCUCUGCAUAUUCAGGAUAUUACUAUGGCCACUGCCGCCAAGGAUGAUGACCUGUGUCCUGGUUUCUUUCGAUAUUUACCUUUUUUUUUUUGGUUAUCCAUUUCUUGGGUACCAAUAUUUAUCAAA